Didymodactylos carnosus is the source of this 426-nucleotide messenger RNA. The record is from the annotation of a GenBank genome assembly. NCBI's taxonomy places the organism in Eukaryota, Metazoa, Rotifera, Eurotatoria, Philodinida, Philodinidae.
AUGCGUACCACUUUUCCUUUUGAUUUAUUGAAAUAUAUGAAACGAUUGGAUUUAUUUUCGUAUAUGACUCCAGUGGAAGGAAUAAUACCAUCACGUAACGUUGAUUUUCUUCGUCUGAUAGAUGAAUGUAUUAAAAGUUAUCUACCUCAAACAAAAAUUCAACUAGCACAUGAAUAUGAUUUUGGACAAAUGGAAAAUUAUGAACAUGAUGAUGAACGUGGUUAUGUGAAACAACUUGAAUCUGAUCGUUUCUAUUAUGAUCAUAUGGUGGUUGGAUAUGAUCAAAGUGCUGUUGAAAGGCUUUGUGCAUUUUACAAUACGGACUUGUUUGAGUUGUAUACACGUUAUUCAUCAUUUUUAUAUAAUCAUAAUUAUCCAGUUGUUAGUGUUUAUUCGUACCACUAUUUAUAUAAUAUUCGGAAAUAA